AUGCUCACAACCGCCCCCCGCCUCCACGUCCGGCGCCCCUCGCCAACAACUGCAGAGUUCACAGUCACGACUAGACCGCCCCAGACUUUAACCAUCCGUCUCCUCUCGAGCCUUCUGCUCGUCCUCCGCAUCGUCGUCUUCCUCUCAACGAUCCUCCUCCUCCACGCCGCCUGGUCGCAGUCCCCCUACGCCGCUCCCUACUUCUCCCAGUCGCCGGCGAGGACCCCUGACGAGGCGUUCUUCUCACCCAGCGCCUUCCGGCGGGCCCUACACUUCAUCCACGCCUCCGCGCCGGGCCACCUCGCCCACCGUGUCGCCGCGUCCCCCGCGGUGCCCCUCCCCGCCCUCGUGCCAGGCUGCCUCCUUGCGGCCUAUGCGACGCUGCGGCGCGAGCACACCACCGAGAGCCUGCUGGUCCUGCGCGGCCUGGGCAUCCAGACGAGCUCGACGAGCGGGAGCUACCUCUCCGCCGCGGCGACGCGCUUCAUACCCACGGAGAAGAUCCAGGACGUGCUCGUCAACGAGGCCUUCCGCGGCUUCGAGGUGCGGUACUACCUGAUCGUCGUCGUCGAGGGCGAGGAGGACCUCGUCGUUGUGUUUCCGAGGCUGUUACCGCGCAAAAAGAUUGUCGAGACGGUGUGGAGGGGGGUCAGGGGGUGCCUGUGGGAGGCGGAUGGGACCGUCAGCGGGAGCAGCAACACUAGAAAGAUGGACGAGAGGUGGCAGGGCGGGGUGUAG
Colletotrichum graminicola M1.001 is the source of this 738-nucleotide messenger RNA. RefSeq names its product GPI-GlcNAc transferase complex. Bases 1 to 738 code for a protein of 245 amino acids. NCBI's taxonomy places the organism in Eukaryota, Fungi, Ascomycota, Sordariomycetes, Glomerellales, Glomerellaceae. Gene Ontology annotation, cellular component: glycosylphosphatidylinositol-N-acetylglucosaminyltransferase (GPI-GnT) complex. Gene Ontology annotation, biological process: GPI anchor biosynthetic process. The record is from RefSeq and is a predicted model, not a curated record. The transcript has a single exon.